Molecule: messenger RNA, 1367 nt
Organism: Ipomoea triloba (trilobed morning glory)
Lineage: Eukaryota; Viridiplantae; Streptophyta; Magnoliopsida; Solanales; Convolvulaceae
Product: GDSL esterase/lipase At5g18430-like
Exons: 5
Coding region: 8-1207 (399 amino acids)
Molecular function (GO): hydrolase activity, acting on ester bonds
Source: RefSeq, a predicted model, not a curated record
AUCUUUCAUGCAAACAUUUCGAUCUUCUUCAAUUCUUGGAUAUCUAUUUGCAGGCAAUAUAAUAAUGGCCAUGGGUGCUGCUAAUAAAUGGUGGUCUUGUUCUUGGGUUCCCAGCAGUGGUGUGUGCAUUGUUGUUGGGGUUGUAGUGCUACUGAUCCUAGGAGGUGCGGUGAGUGAAGCAGAGGGUCGAGCAUUUUUCGUGUUUGGGGACUCGCUGGUUGAUAGUGGCAACAAUAACUACUUGGCCACUACUGCUAGGGCGGACUCCCCUCCUUAUGGACUUGAUUACCCAACCCACAGACCAACCGGCCGUUUCUCUAAUGGCUUAAACAUCCCUGACAUUAUCAGUCAGCAGAUUGGGUCUUCAGAAUCCCCACUGCCUUACUUGAGCCCACAGUUUAAUGGCCAAAGAAUGCUUGUUGGUGCCAACUUUGCAUCAGCAGGGAUUGGGAUUCUCAACGACACCGGAGUUCAAUUUGUGAAUAUAAUCAGAAUGCCCCAGCAACUGGACUACUUCAGGGCAUAUCAGCGGCGCGUGAGUGCAAUGAUAGGAGCCCAGCGCACAAAGCAGCUGGUGAACCAGGCUCUUGUUCUCAUCACAGUAGGAGGGAAUGACUUUGUGAACAACUACUAUCUUGUGCCUAACUCUUUCAGGUCUCGCCAGUAUUCUCUCCAGGAUUAUGUGCCCUUUCUCAUCUCAGAAUACAAAAAACUCUUGCUGAAGUUUUAUGCUCUCGGGGUUAGAAGGGCCCUCGUGACAGGAACGGGACCGCUGGGGUGUGUGCCAGCGGAGUUGGCACAGCGCAGCAGAAACGGGGAGUGUGCAGCAGAGCUGCAGAGAGCUGCAGCCCUCUAUAACCCACAGCUCAAUCAAAUGCUGCAAGGGCUUAACAGGCAGCUAGGCAGGACUGUUUUUAUUGCUGCAAAUACACAGCAAACUCACAACGAUUUCGUUAGCAACCCCCGGGCAUUUGGGUUUGUUACAUCAAAAGUGGCGUGCUGUGGACAAGGACCAUACAAUGGGCUCGGCCUCUGCACAGCACUGUCUAACCUGUGCUCAAACCGGGAUCAGUAUGCGUUCUGGGACCCCUUCCACCCCUCCGAAAAGGCUAACAGAUUGAUUGUCCAGCAAAUCAUGGGAGGCACGACGAAAUACAUGAAUCCCAUGAAUCUCAGCACUAUUCUAGCAAUGGAUCCCGACGCAUAGAUUCAUGAUUAUUCCCAGCAGAUUCAUCUUGUUUCCCCUUUGAAUUUCCCUUCAAGUUGUUUUUUAUUCCCAGUAAUAAGUUUAUUGUCUGUUUAGAAGGAGGUAUGCUCCUCAGGAUUAAUGUCAAGUGUGAUCAGUUAAGCAUUUCCAAUUCUCUCAA